Messenger RNA from Tribolium castaneum (red flour beetle), 1883 nucleotides. RefSeq lists its product as uncharacterized. The transcript has 7 exons. Gene Ontology annotation, cellular component: plasma membrane; striated muscle dense body. Gene Ontology annotation, biological process: regulation of potassium ion transport; regulation of muscle contraction. Bases 140 to 1747 code for a protein of 535 amino acids. The record is from RefSeq and is a predicted model, not a curated record. Lineage: Eukaryota; Metazoa; Arthropoda; Insecta; Coleoptera; Tenebrionidae. Gene Ontology annotation, molecular function: potassium channel regulator activity.
UUGCUUACCUGCUGAUAGCAAGGACAACCAACACAGGUUGUAUCUGUAGUACAUCUCGCAAGAGUUAGAUUGAUUACAAAACUUAACGGUUUAAGUGGUUCGUUGCGUGAGUGAUAGUGUGUGAAAACCAAUCGAUCAAAUGACCAAAAUGGUUUAUACGAUAUCGGAUAGGGUGGAUAAUAAGACCAUAGACGCAAGUCAAGAGGUCAUGGAUGCAAAAUUCCACCGUGUUAAAACCAAAGAUACCGAUGAAGAGGAAGAAUUUGCACCGAGUGAAGUUUACCGAAUUUGGAAAAAUGUUCUUGUGAUUGGAUUUGCUUUCAUGAUACAUUUCACCGCAUUUUGGGGCACUUCGAAUUUGCAAAGCUCCAUUAAUGCGGACGAUGCUCUGGGAACGUUUACUUUGGCUGCAAUCUACGCAUCUCUAAUAUUAUCCAACGUGUUCCUUCCAACUAUCGUAAUCAGAUGGUUUGGAUGCAAAUGGACCAUCGCUUUAUCCUUCAUCACUUACAUGCCCUUCAUCAUAGCCCAGUUUUACCCAAAAUUCUACACAAUGAUCCCAGCUGGUUUAGCGGUUGGUUUUGGAGGAGGUCCUUUAUGGUGUGCAAAGUGUACAUAUUUGACGGUUAUUUCCGAAGCUUAUGGACAACUUACCGGAACUUCGCCCGAAAUUGCAGUCACACGUUUCUUCGGUGUAUUUUUCAUGUUCUAUCAGUUCUCACAAGUGUGGGGAAACCUCAUCAGUUCAGCAGUUCUCUCUUCUGGAGGUAUCUCUGAACCGACCGCACUUCUGACCAACACAACGGUCUCAAACCUAACGUCAUUGUUAUCCGCCGAAACCGUGGUUACAUCCUUGCAGGAUGAAAGACCAAAUGAUUUAUGUGGCGCCAAUUUCUGUCCAGGAACAGUAACCGAAGUGGCAAACCCUAAUCUGCACCCUCCUGAAACAUCAAAAAUUCAUCUAAUCACUGGAAUUUAUUUGGCUUGUAUGGUUGGUGCCUGUCUAGUUGUGGCGAUUUUUGUUGAUCCGAUGAAUAGAUAUGGAAAAGGGCGCAAAGGCAGUGGGAGUGGGCUCUCUGGUAUUAAAUUGUUGGCAGUUACUUUAAAACAACUUGCUCAUCCUUAUCAAAUUUUAAUACUUCCAAUUACAAUGUUUAUUGGGGCUGAACAAGCUUUCAUUGCUGCCGACUUCAAUUCGGCCUACGUUUCCUGCGGCUGGGGAAUCAGCAACAUUGGCUUCGUGAUGAUCUGUUUCGGCAUUUGUAACGGAAUUGCCGCCAUCUUUAUCGGAAAUUUGAUCAAAAUAACCGGAAGGAGUCCUGUCAUAUGUUUUGCCUUGUCUCUACAUGUGGCGCUUAUUGUGACUCUGCUUGUUUGGCAACCGGCUUAUUCGAAUAAACUGGUUUAUUUUGCCAUUGCUGCCUUGUGGGGGAUUUGUGAUGCCGUCUGGCUUGUGCAAAUCAACUCCUUGAGUGGUAUCCUCUUCCCUGGCAAAGAGGAAGCAUCUUAUAGUAACUUCCGUUUGUGGGAAUCAACCGGAUCUGUCAUAACAUACGUUUAUAGUCCAUAUUUAUGUACGGACGUAAAACUCUAUCUACUUCUUGGACUUCUGCUGAUUGGAGCUUCAGGUUAUACAGCCGUUGAAUACAAACAGUACAAAAAGAAACACGCAGAAAAGGAUCAAAGAGUCAAAGGAAAAUUUGAACUUGUCCACAAUAACAUUAACUCGGCCGAAAUUGCCGAAUAAGUAGUUAUUAGUCUGUGAUUUAUUAUUAUUAUUAGGUUUUAAAUUAAGUUCGAUAUUAAGAAAGGAUUCUGUGAAUCUAACACAUUACACCUGUAUAUUAUGAUCAUUAAUAUAAUAAAGUUUAUUUUGACACAAA